CCCGUUUGGGGCUGCGCUGGCCCUGCCCACGAGCCGGGACGCUGGCAGCGUCGAGUAAGCGUCAUUCGAGCUCCGUCGCGCCGAUUUUGCGUCUCGGGUGGCGGGAGCGGGAAGGGGAUUCGGAUUGUCGCGCCUCCGCUCCGUGGAGGAAAGUGUUCUCUGGCUCCCAAAUCCAGUCCUUGCACCUGAGCGCCCCCCAGGAACCCGACCUACCACCUUCUCGAUCCCGCCGGCGCCUCUGAAUUGCAGCCCCGUCUCGAAUCCUUCAGCGCCUCAGCCGCUAGCCGCGAUGCAUGUGAUCAAGCGAGAACUCAUCCUGGGACUUCAGAAUCAUGACCCGAGCUAAAGGUAGCCGCCCAACCAACUGAGUCACCCAGGCGCUCCUGGAGAAGACAGUUCAUAAUCAAGAGGAAAUCAGACAAUUAGUAUUCUAGAAGAUUUCAGAAGAGGAAGAGGUCACUGUGAAUGGCCGCCAAGAGCGGGUUAUGUUCGACAAAAUUACAUCUCGAAUCCAGAAGCUAUGUUAUGGACUUAAUAUGGAUUUUGUUGAUCCUGCUCAGAUCACCAUGAAAGUAAUCCAAGGCUUAUAUAGUGGGGUCACCACUGUGGAACUAGAUACUUUGGCUGCUGAGACGGCUGCGACCUUGACGACCAAGCACCCUGACUAUGCCAUCCUAGCAGCAAGGAUUGCUGUCUCCAACUUGCACAAAGAAACAAAGAAAGUAUUCAGUGAUGUGAUGGAAGAUCUCUACAAUUAUAUAAAUCCACAUAAUGGCAGACACUCUCCCAUGGUGGCCAAGUCAACACUGGAUAUUGUUUUGGCCAAUAAAGAUCGCUUGAACUCUGCCAUUAUCUAUGACCGAGAUUUCUCUUACAACUACUUCGGAUUUAAGACGCUGGAGCGAUCCUAUUUGUUGAAGAUCAAUGGGAAAGUGGCAGAAAGACCACAACAUAUGUUGAUGAGGGUGUCUGUGGGGAUUCAUGAAGAAGAUAUUGAUGCUGCUAUUGAAACAUAUAACCUUCUUUCUGAGAGGUGGUUUACCCAUGCUUCUCCCACUCUCUUCAAUGCUGGUACCAACCGCCCACAGCUUUCUAGCUGUUUCCUUCUGAGUAUGAAGGAUGAUAGUAUUGAAGGCAUUUAUGACACACUAAAGCAGUGUGCAUUGAUUUCCAAGUCUGCUGGGGGAAUUGGUGUUGCUGUGAGUUGUAUUCGAGCUACUGGCAGCUACAUUGCUGGGACUAAUGGCAAUUCCAAUGGCCUUGUACCAAUGCUGAGAGUAUAUAACAACACAGCUCGAUAUGUGGAUCAAGGUGGAAACAAGCGACCUGGGGCAUUUGCUAUUUACCUGGAGCCUUGGCAUUUAGACAUUUUUGAGUUUCUUGAUUUAAAGAAGAACACAGGAAAGGAAGAACAGCGUGCCAGGGACCUUUUCUUUGCCCUUUGGAUUCCAGAUCUUUUCAUGAAACGAGUGGAGACUAAUCAGGAUUGGUCUUUGAUGUGUCCAAAUGAAUGUCCUGGUCUGGAUGAGGUUUGGGGAGAGGAAUUUGAGAAGCUAUAUGAAAGUUAUGAGAAACAGGGUCGUGUCCGCAAAGUUGUAAAAGCGCAGCAGCUUUGGUAUGCCAUCAUUGAGUCUCAGACAGAGACAGGUACCCCGUACAUGCUUUACAAAGAUUCCUGUAAUCGGAAGAGCAACCAGCAGAACCUGGGAACAAUCAAAUGCAGCAACCUGUGCACAGAAAUAGUAGAGUAUACCAGCAAAGAUGAGGUUGCAGUCUGUAACUUGGCUUCCUUGGCCCUCAAUAUGUAUGUCACGUCAGAACACACAUAUGACUUUAAGAAGCUGGCUGAAGUCACCAAAGUCAUUGUCCGAAACUUGAAUAAAAUUAUUGAUAUUAACUACUACCCUAUCCCAGAGGCAUGCUUAUCAAAUAAACGCCAUCGCCCCAUUGGAAUCGGAGUACAAGGUCUGGCAGAUGCUUUUAUUCUGAUGAGGUAUCCAUUUGAGAGUCCAGAAGCGCAGCUACUGAACAAGCAGAUCUUUGAAACCAUUUAUUAUGGAGCCUUGGAAGCCAGCUGUGACUUGGCCAAGGAGCAUGGCCCGUAUGAAACCUAUGAGGGCUCUCCAGUUAGCAGAGGAAUCCUUCAGUAUGAUAUGUGGAAUGUUACUCCCACAGACUUGUGGGACUGGAAACUUCUCAAGGAAAAGAUUGCAAAGUAUGGUAUAAGAAACAGUUUACUUAUUGCCCCGAUGCCUACUGCUUCAACUGCUCAGAUUCUGGGAAAUAAUGAGUCCAUCGAACCUUACACCAGCAACAUCUAUACUCGCAGAGUUUUGUCAGGAGAAUUUCAGAUUGUAAAUCCUCACUUACUGAAGGAUCUUACUGAGCGGGGCUUAUGGAAUGAAGAGAUGAAAAAUCAGAUUAUCGCAUGCAAUGGUUCUAUCCAGAGCAUACCAGAAAUUCCUGAUGACCUGAAGCAACUUUAUAAGACUGUGUGGGAAAUUUCACAGAAAACCGUUCUUAAGAUGGCAGCUGAAAGAGGUGCUUUCAUUGAUCAAAGCCAGUCUUUGAACAUCCACAUCGCUGAGCCUAACUACGGCAAACUCACUAGCAUGCACUUCUAUGGCUGGAAGCAGGGUUUGAAGACUGGGAUGUAUUACUUAAGGACACGACCAGCAGCAAAUCCCAUCCAGUUCACUCUAAAUAAGGAGAAGCUGAAAGAUAAGGAGAAGGCAACAAAAGAAGAAGAGAAGGAGAGGAACACAGCAGCCAUGGUGUGCUCUCUGGAGAAUAGAGAGGAGUGUCUGAUGUGUGGGUCCUGAGGAGAGGCUUGGAGGAGACCACCACUUCCUCACAGCCAAACUACUUCUUGAGCAUAGAUAGGUGUAGUAGGUUUGCUUGAAGUACUAAGCCUUUGCUGGACCUUAUUGCAGCAAAAGGGUCAGUCAAUUUAAAGUACUGUUUCUAUAUAGAGUGAAAGUAUUGAUUUUUUUAAAUUGUUAUCUCUGGAAUCAAAGUAGAAGUUUUAGGAGUGCAAAAGAAGUCACCUUGCAAAUAGGAAGUGAUUGAGUAGGGUUUCAUUGCCCACCUGGCACCCUUUUUCUGGUGACCUCAGUUUUUGAAAGGAGACCUAGUUUUGCUGCUUUGACUGGUGGGUCCAGAGAAGCAAAACUGAGUCAUAGCCUGUGAGAAGUGCUGUCAGGACCUUUAUCUGGAUAAACUUCUAUAGGUCAUUAUGAAAUAAACAUUUCUAAGUGAU
Messenger RNA from Neogale vison (American mink), 3259 nucleotides. RefSeq names its product ribonucleotide reductase catalytic subunit M1 (gene RRM1). The transcript is spliced from 20 exons. The coding region runs from base 486 to 2822 and encodes 778 amino acids. Gene Ontology annotation, molecular function: ATP binding; ribonucleoside-diphosphate reductase activity, thioredoxin disulfide as acceptor. Gene Ontology annotation, cellular component: ribonucleoside-diphosphate reductase complex. Lineage: Eukaryota; Metazoa; Chordata; Mammalia; Carnivora; Mustelidae. The record is from RefSeq and is a predicted model, not a curated record. Gene Ontology annotation, biological process: deoxyribonucleotide biosynthetic process; DNA replication.